Messenger RNA from Triplophysa dalaica, 853 nucleotides. It is a transcript of the gene msraa, whose product is annotated as methionine sulfoxide reductase Aa. Bases 34 to 741 code for a protein of 235 amino acids. Gene Ontology annotation, cellular component: cytoplasm. Lineage: Eukaryota; Metazoa; Chordata; Actinopteri; Cypriniformes; Nemacheilidae. The record is from RefSeq and is a predicted model, not a curated record. Gene Ontology annotation, molecular function: peptide-methionine (S)-S-oxide reductase activity. The transcript has 6 exons. Gene Ontology annotation, biological process: cellular response to oxidative stress.
CACAAGUGCAGCACGUGCAGAGUGUUUGCCCUCAUGGUAGCGCGGACUCCGGUGCGUUUGUUUUGGCGUAGUUUUAUCCAUAGCAGGAUGGGAGAUAUGUCCUCCAAAGUUGAAAUGCCAUCUCCAGAGGACGCUUUACCGGGACGAGAGCAGAGUAUGAAAGUAUCAGCCAAGCACGAUGUGAACGGUAACAGGACAGUGGCUCCAUUCCCAGAGGGAUUGCAGAUGGUCUUAUUUGGUAUGGGCUGUUUCUGGGGGGCAGAGAGGAAGUUUUGGAAACAGAAAGGGGUCUACUCUACACAAGUGGGCUACUCUGGGGGUUACACCCCAAACCCUACCUAUGAAGAAGUGUGCACUGGUAAAACAGGACACUCAGAGGUGGUUCGCGUGGUGUACGAGGCAGAGAAAAUCAGUUUAGCCCAGUUGCUCAAGGUAUUCUGGGAAAGCCACAAUCCCACACAAGGAAUGCGCCAGGGCAACGACGUCGGUACGACCUAUCGAUCGGCCAUCUACGCAUACACGCACGAGCAGCUUGACCAGGCGUCGCACUCAAAGGACGAAUAUCAAAAGGUGCUGACUGAAGAGGGUUUUGAAGCCAUCACAACCGAAAUAGCAAUGGUCAAGGAAUUCUACUAUGCAGAAGACUAUCACCAGCAGUACCUCAGCAAGAAUCCCAAUGGCUACUGUGGACUGGGCGGCACUGGGGUCUCCUGUCCAAUAGGAUUGAAGAGUAAAAAUUAACACUCAUCUGUGAUUGAAUGUUUCUAUCAUUUGCCUUAACUGAAAAAAUCUCUACUGCAAUACUCAGGCCUUAAUACCAUUGUCAGAUUUAAAUAAAAUCUAAAUCUACUGA